AUUUCUCUGAAUUUCUUUUCCAGUCGUGUUUCGCCCUCGUUCUCAUCUGUGGAUCUGCUCGGUUUUUUGAACAGUCCUUACGAUCUGCCGAAUGAUUCUUGACUGAUUACUUUUUGGCCCUUCAAGCAUGCUGAACGAUUUAUACGCCUCGUGACCAUGACUCCAAGAUCUUCUCUUAAGCCUAGGUUACCGAAAGCCCAACUAAUCAUUCUUUCAGUAUGCCGUAUAGCUGAGCCCAUCGCUUUGACAAGCGUGUAUCCGUACUUGCCUGAGAUGAUAGAAAGCUUCGGUGUACAUCCCACCGACGUUGCAAAAUGGACGGGCAUUCUCAGCGCAAUCUUCAGUGUCAGUCAGUGCUUCACGGGCAUACCGUGGGGUAGUGCAUCAGACAAGUAUGGGCGCAAGCCGAUCAUAUUACUUGCGAUGACCUGUGCGAUGUCGUCAAGCCUUCUUUUUGGAUUUUCGACAAGCUUACGAUGGGCUAUUGUUGCCAGAGCUUUCUCCGGUGCGAGUAACGGCAACGUAGGUAUCUUGCGGACAACGGUAGCGGAGAUGGUCCCACAAAAGAGUUUACAACCCACGGCCUUUGCUGUUCUCCCACUAGUCUGGACCAUCGGAUCGAUUAUAGGACCGGUUCUAGGCGGUGCUCUUGCAUCCCCUGCCACAAACUUCCCAGAAUUGUUCGGCAACAGCCAUUUCUUCAAGAAGUUCCCAUUUGCGCUUCCUAAUCUCGUAAACGGAGUCAUCUUCACUUUCGGUCUCCUUGUCGGCGCUCUCUUUUUAAAAGAGUCUCUGGAAUCGAAAAAGUUUCGCCGUGAUUAUGGACGGAUGGUAGGCGAUUGGCUCACCAAAAGCUGUAGGGGUCGGCAGAAAGCUCUUCGGCCUGCUGACGACUUUGAAUCCAUGUUGCCAUCAAGCAAGUCGGGGAAGUCGGAUGAGCACAAGCCAGUAACGUAUUCUGAGCUCUUCCAUCGUCAGACAAAUAUGACUCUGUUGUCGUACAUGAUUCUGGCUCUUCAUGCAAUUGCCCAUGAUCAGUUGCUGCCGGUUAUGAUGCAUCUACCAAACAAGCAUGGCAAGGUACAACUCCCGUUCAAGUUCUCCGGUGGCCUCGGUCUCGAAUCUGGUCGAAUCGGCGUGCUUUUCACCAUCUACGGCUUCAUUGGAAUGAUCGGACAAUUCGCUAUAUUUCCCCCUGUGGCACGAAAAUACGGGGCGUUGUCCUGCAUGAGAGCGUGUACCCUUGCUAUGCCAUUCAUUUACCUGGUCACGCCAUACGUUGUCCUGCUGCCCACACCGUUCACGCAACAAGCUGCCAUCUUGUGCAUCAUGCUCUGCAAGUCCUUGACAAAUGUGUUUGCGUAUCCAUGUGUUGUCAUAUUGAUGACCAACUCGGCACGAUCACUAAGAAUUCUCGGUACGCUGAAUGGGGUAGCGACAUCUUUAGCGGCUGUGGGUCGUGCAAUCGGGCCGUUUGUCGCUGGAGCGGUAUUUACUUGGGGCGUUGAGUCGGGUUAUCUUGUUGCAUCCUUCUGGCUGCUUGCCAUUUUUGCGAUACCGGGCCACCUUGUGACGUGGUGGCUUAAGGAAGAAAAGAGGCUUCUGGACGAGGAAGAAGAGGAUACCAAGAGAACCGAUGAAGACAACAAUGACAUCGGUCUUGAAGGAACAGGAUUGGAUCCACAACACGGGGUCAACGUUGAUGCUGAUGUUGCUUCACUUGCGGACAGUGAUAAAGAUGAAGAAUCAGACGUAGAAGAUGUACCGCUCUUAAAUUCGAGAAAGAAAGAUUGGUCGAUAUAAAUGGCGAAGUGGCCCUAAGCAGAUAUGUUCUAAAAGAUCUCAAUAGAGCCGGAGUUCAUGGUGAGAGCACGAGCGCUUUCAAGGAUUUAACAGACAAGCAUUCACGGAGAUAUGAGGAUGAUUGAAAAGAGACACAUACAAAACACCCUUUUAGACUGGUGCAUAUUCAUGGAUAUCAACUUUUGAAACCAACUUGAGUCGCCCUCAAAUCGGUUCAAGAACUUGUUAUAGUUCACUGCCACAUGUUUUCUCCUGCUGAAUGCGUUGGAGUCUUAUCUUAGGGAGCUGAAAGUUUGCACAGGUCUGAGAGAUGACUCGAGGCUUUCUAGCUUUCAUUUUCAUUUCGAGAGUAUCUCGUGAGAUGUUUGCACACACGUGAUUUGUAUUUCAUGAGAACCAGCAGGGC
Molecule: messenger RNA, 2209 nt
Organism: Verruconis gallopava
Lineage: Eukaryota; Fungi; Ascomycota; Dothideomycetes; Venturiales; Sympoventuriaceae
Exons: 2
Coding region: 157-1803 (548 amino acids)
Biological process (GO): transmembrane transport
Molecular function (GO): transmembrane transporter activity
Source: RefSeq, a predicted model, not a curated record